This is a messenger RNA of [Candida] anglica, 634 nucleotides long. NCBI's taxonomy places the organism in Eukaryota, Fungi, Ascomycota, Pichiomycetes, Serinales, Debaryomycetaceae. The record is from the annotation of a GenBank genome assembly.
AUACAACCAAGAGUUCACAUCAUUCUCUAUUUACCACACAUGUCUAUAAUGCCAACCCUUUUCCAUACUAGAGACUACCGUGGGGCUACGGUUGAAGAUCUCGACAUUAAACCUGCCCUUUCCAUAAACCCAACCACCACUCUUGAUGAAGCUGUGGAAAUUGCAUUUGAAAAUGAAUUUACAAACUUGCCAGUUAUUCAUGAAGAUAAUAAGAAAUUACUUGGGAUUUUAAACGUUGAAUCUCUCAAGAAUGAGAAAAGUAAAUUCUUGAAGCCUAUUGUGAAAAACUACAUGCUUUGGUUCCAUCAAAAGGCUCGCGAGAAGUAUGAAAGUGAAGAAAGAGAAGGUAACAAAACUACAACUAGUCUUAGUACCACCAUUAGAACACCAACUAAGGGAAGAAAGUAUGCUGUAAUUACUCCAUUAACCCCCUUGGAAGAACUUUCCAAGUUCUUCAACGGUGGUAACUACUUUGCCAUAGUAACUAACGAUGUCGGGACAUUUGUCUAUGGAGUAGCUACUCCUGAAGAUCUUGUGAAAUACGAGAACUCCAGACCAAGAUUGUAAAUUAAAAAAAUAAAAAGUGUUAUUGAACGAUAUAAUUAAUGUAAUUAAUAUUAAGGUCUCAGUUUAC